AUGUCAACAAAUUUAGGGUUUAUCCCAUUCCAAUACCAGGGGUUGCAUUUCCACAAACCCUUACAAAUCCACAAAUUCCGCCCGUUCCAUUCUGCUAUCGAUCGCCACAAGAGAAGCAAUCGUGUUGGCUUGAGAAGAAGGAAGCUUCUAAUCAAAUCAAUGAAAGCCGUAAUACAGCGUGUGGCCUCUGCCAGUGUUGAGGUGGAAGGGCGCACGGUGUCGGCGAUUGGACCGGGACUGUUGGUCCUCGUUGGGCUUCAUGAAUCGGAUGUGGAAUCGGAUGCCGAGUACAUAUGUCGCAAAGUUUUGAACAUGAGAUUGUAUCCCAAUGAAACAUCUGGGAAAACCUAA
Messenger RNA from Fraxinus pennsylvanica, 351 nucleotides. Lineage: Eukaryota; Viridiplantae; Streptophyta; Magnoliopsida; Lamiales; Oleaceae. The record is from the annotation of a GenBank genome assembly.